This is a messenger RNA of Ctenopharyngodon idella (grass carp), 5288 nucleotides long. RefSeq names its product transient receptor potential cation channel, subfamily V, member 4 (gene trpv4). The coding region runs from base 841 to 3456 and encodes 871 amino acids. The record is from RefSeq and is a predicted model, not a curated record. Gene Ontology annotation, molecular function: calcium channel activity; protein binding. Gene Ontology annotation, biological process: calcium ion import across plasma membrane; osmosensory signaling pathway; actin filament organization. Gene Ontology annotation, cellular component: membrane; cilium. The transcript is spliced from 17 exons. NCBI's taxonomy places the organism in Eukaryota, Metazoa, Chordata, Actinopteri, Cypriniformes, Xenocyprididae.
GUUGUUGCAGGUUUCCUCAGUAUAUUUAAAUAGUUUUAAUAUAAUAAACUGUAUGACAGCACAACAUUUCCAUUAUAUUUUUUUUAUCCACUUUACAAUCACGCACACAAACAGCUAAAACAAACAGAAAACCACACAAUUAGACAACCUUAAUGUAGGCGCGAACUGAAUACAAGGCAAAAUAUGCAAAUUAGACUAUUAGCUUUUGUUAAAAGGGGAAUAUUUGUAUGCUCUCAAGGCUUUAAAAGUUAAAAAAAAAAAAAAAAAAAAAAAAAACUUUUUGCUAAUAUUGCUGGUCAGAAUGUGAAAUUUGUGAAUAAUUUCUCUGUUUACGGCUUUAGACGCCAGAAAUAACUUCUUAUUGAAGUUAAGCUGUUAAUAUUUAGUUUACCUACAAUACUAUAUUAAAAUGGCUCGAGUUCACAAGUUAGACGGUGAAUUAGAAGCUUCAGAAGUAUCAAAAAAAGAAAAAAAGAUCCCAGUCUCCACGUCUGAAUGAAGAGGUCCACACCCCUAAAGCUCAUUUCUACAGGUUUCCAUUCAGUGGGCGGUGGGAAAUCAAAACACUACUUCUCCAGUCCGUUUGAAACACUCGGGUAGAAAGAUGUUGCCAUUUAUAAAGUUUCCCAAAGGAGAUAUACGGAUCCCACCUGAAGAAUGAAUGUACGAAUCUGACCUCAUAAGCGGAAUAACUACUGAUUCUACGUGUAAGAAGAAACGUCUAGCAGUACUUUUGUCUGUACGGCUUUGUUUGGGCCUCUGCAGAUCCCUGACACUUUCCAGCUCCCCUGAAGAGUAAUUUGACAUUUGGGAAGUACACAUAUACAUUGUAUACAAGCAAUGACUGAACAGGGUUUUUCCGCUUCCACUCUACUAAAGCGCUAUCGCCUGGCCAUGACAGAGUCAAACUCUAUCUCCUCACCUUCCGGGACUGCUGCUCAGGACUCGUCAGAGGGUAAGGACCUUUUGACAGAUGGGGAUCCCAACUUCCCCAUGUCUUCACUGGCCGAACUACUUGACAAUGAUGAUGGAUCACAGCCAACCCAAGAUUCGCCCCAGGAUUCAGCUCGACCUGGACAACAGACUGACAACAAGCAGAACAUGCGGAUAAGGUUCCCAGGGGCCUUUAAAAAGGGAGUUCCUAACCCCAUGGACCUUCUUGAGUCCACCAUGUCUGAAUAUCCAGUGGCACCUGGGCCUAAGAAAGCACCUAUGGACUCCCUGUUUGACUACGGCACAUGUAGGGAGAUCAACAACCAGAAAAAACGCAGGAAGAAGCUUCCACGGGGGAAGGCCGAGAUUGAGAUGUCAUGUGAUGAGGGAUCCCCAGAGCCCCCUGUUCUUAAAGUCUUCAACCGCUGGCUGUUGUUUGAAGCUGUAUCUCGAGCAGAUCCAAGAGCUCUGGAUGGUCUCCUACAGUAUCUUCAGUCAAAUGAAAAGAGGCUGACAGAUGAGGAGUUCAAAGAACCUUCUACAGGGAAGACAUGUCUACCAAAAGCACUUCUGAACCUGCACAAUGGUCACAAUGACACAAUCCCUUUGUUGGUGGACAUUGCUGAACAGACAGGAAACCUCAGAGAGUUCAUCAACACGCCCUUCAGAGAUGUGUAUUAUAGGGGUCAGAUGGCACUGCAUAUCGCCAUAGAGCGACGAUGCAAGCAGUAUGUGGAGCUUCUGGUGGAGAAGGGGGCUGAUGUUCACGCCCAGGCCAGGGGCCGAUUCUUCCAGCCCAGAGAGGAGGGUGGAUACUUCUACUUUGGUGAGCUGCCUCUCUCACUCGCGGCUUGUACCAACCAACCAGACAUGGUGCGUUACCUGACCGAGAAUAGCCACAAGACGGCAGAUAUGCGGAGGCAGGACUCAAGGGGAAACACAGUCCUGCACGCCCUGGUCCAUAUCGCUGAUAACACUCGGGACAACACACGCUUCGUCACUAAGAUGUACGACUUGCUGCUCAUUAAAUGUGCCAAACUCUACCCAGACUGCAACCUGGAGAAUGUGCUCAACAACGAUGGCAUGUCCCCUCUUAUGAUGGCCGCCAAGCUGGGAAAAAUUGGGGUGUUCCAGCACAUCAUCCGGAGAGAGAUCAAAGAUGAAGAGGCUCGGCAUUUCUCCCGGAAAUUUAAGGACUGGGCUUAUGGACCCGUCUACUCCAACCUGUAUGAUCUGUCUUCCCUGGAUACCUGUGGAGAGGAAGUCUCUGUUCUGGAGAUACUCGUCUAUAACAGCAAGAUUGAGAAUCGCCAUGAGAUGUUGGCGGUGGAACCGAUAAAUGAGCUGCUAAGGGCCAAGUGGCAGAAGUUUGCUGCUGUGACCUUCUAUAUUAGUGUGUUUUCCUACCUUGUCACCAUGAUCAUCUUCACUCUUGUGGCCUACUAUCGCCCAUCAGUGGGAAAACCCCCUUACGCCUACGAUACCACUGCAGACAAGGUGCGCUUGGCAGGAGAGAUCAUAACAGUGGCUUCUGGAGUCUUUUUUUUCGUAACGAAUAUUAAGGACCUUUUCCUGAAGAAGUGCCCGGGGGUGAAUUCUUUAUUUAUUGAUGGAUCCUUUCAACUUCUCUACUUCAUCUACUCCGUGUUGGUGCUGGUGAGCGCAGCGCUGUACCUGUCAGGGAUUGAAGCCUACGUGUCUGUGAUGGUGUUUGCUCUAGCACUAGGUUGGAUGAACACCCUCUAUUUUACCAGAGGCCUUAAACUCACUGGAACUUACAGUAUCAUGAUUCAGAAGAUUCUCAUCAAAGAUUUGUUCCGGUUCCUGCUGGUCUAUGUGCUCUUCAUGAUCGGCUAUGCAUCAGCUUUAGUCUCACUUCUGACCAUCUGCCCUGAUGAGGAGGCAUGUAAGGAUAACUGUCCCAAAUACCCAGAAUGCCGAGAUACAAACACCUUCAGCGAAUUCCUGUUGGACCUGUUUAAGCUGACCAUAGGCAUUGGAGAGCUGGACGACAUGCUAAAAGGCGCACAGUACCCUGCUGUCUUCCUCAUUCUGCUGGUCACCUACAUAAUUCUCACCUUCGUCCUGUUACUCAACAUGUUAAUCGCUUUGAUGGGGGAGACAGUUGGACAGGUGUCCAAAGAGAGCAAGAAGAUCUGGAAACUGCAGUGGGCCACUACUAUCCUGGACAUUGAGCGGUCCUUCCCAGUGUGUCUGCGGAGGUCUUUCCGGGUUGGAGAGAUGGUUACUGUUGGCAAGGGCUUGGAUGGAUCACCAGACAAACGCUGGUGCUUCAGGGUGGACGAGGUCAAGUGGUCCCAUUGGAAUCAAAAUCUGGGGAUCAUAAAUGAGGAUCCAGGCCAGAAAGACUAUUACGAACAAACACAGGGUGGACGGGGCCUUCGAAGAGAUCGCUGGUCCACGGUCGUCCCAAGAGUGGUUGAACUGAACCGGGGCUCCAGAGAUCAUACCGUAGAGAUGGAGCCUCUCACAGGCAGACACAGACAUAAGUCUGAAAGCUGAAGAUGAACGCUAAGGACUUCAAAGGGCGACAAUCCAUUGAAACUUUUUUUACUGGCCAGACAAUUCUGUAUUUUAUUAAAGCUGACAAUAGUUCUAUAGUUUUUAAUCUCUAAUGGGAGAACAGCUCUAUAUAUUAUGAGUUUUGAAAAUAUUGUUUUUUGGUUUUUUUCCCGGUGAUGAUGAUGAUCGUAUUUUACAUGUAUAUGUGGACCCAUGAGACACUCAGGAACACUUUUGAUUUGUAGGUCAUUCCAUAUUGUGGCAAGAGAGAUCGUUAUUAAUAUUAUAGUGGUUUUCAUGGUGCGUGCAAUAGAUUCUCUAAACAGUUUUUAUCAUUUUUAUUUUAUAAACAAAAAGUGUUUCGUUUUUAAUAUUUUGAUCCAGAAAAACCGACAACACUCCACAGGGUCUUGGAUGUCUCUGUUGAUUCCUGCUGACAUUUUUUUGUGGAUUAUAUGGAAAAGGUUAUAUUUUAAUCAAUAAGAUUACCUCAGUGUUAAAUGUGCCUUGUGAUAAAGUACGGUCUUUUUAAUGAAAAAUCGUAUUGUUAUUCUUUUGUUAUAUUGCCCAACCAUAAUGGAAAGACAAAAAAAUGCUGCUCUGAUUUGGCCUUUGGCUUUGUUUUGUAAUAAAGGUCAUGCAGAAAACAGAUGUGGCACCCACACCAGGAGUGUGCACAAUGCCAGACAGUAGCAGUUUGCUAUUUUCACCUCAGUAUGCUGGCAAUAGUGUGACUUAAUUGGUGUGAUGCUGGUAAUGAUUUAAAAUGACGAGUUCAGUUUAGACGUUUCUUAUUUCACCGAUAAUUCAGAAAGGUUAAUUUUGUAGGGGACCUUUAUUUUUCUGUUGGCAUGUAUUUUUUUAAUGUAUUGUGUGUGUAUAUAUGUGUGUAUAUAUGUAUGUAUAUAUAUAUAUAUAUAUAUAUAUAUAUAUAUACACACACACAAUACAUUAAAAUAUAUAUAUAUAUAAUGUUGUUGUUUUUUUGUUUUUUUUUACAGAGAACAAAAGGCGUUGUCUGAAUGUUGUAGUUUAAUGAUAAAUAAUGUUUCUUUUCUUUUUCUUUUUUUAAGAAACUGACCAUUUUAAUGCUUUUAAGUCUUUUUGUAUUAUUUUUGAAGUCCAUGGACUGGAAUAGGAUUCUGUCUUGUUUUUGUUCACAGGCCUGAUUUCCAAACUCUGGUCAUUUCAGAUAUCCUUUAUUUAUACAUUAGACACCAAGUAUAGAUUAGGAAUCAGAAGAAUGUACAGAAAUAGAUGGUAAUAUAUUCUUGAUAGUUGGUAAUAUCGUGCCCGUAUGUUAUAUGUUUGAUGCUGCUGUUGAUAAACACAUUAUUUUAUGUCCUGGAUUGGAUGCGUUAAUAAUUCCAACAAUCAGAGAGAUUUUUUUUUUUCAUUAACAGUAAAGAGAUUUUGAUUCACCCCUAAAAUUACUCUCUGAAAAUAAGAAAAAGCUGCGCUUUCAGAUGGUUAUUUUAAUUUGUAGGCUACUUAUUGUAUAUUUAACUCAUUUCAUUUGUUUCAUAAUAUUCUUUUACUCUUUAAAACAACUUAAUCUACUGACCUCAAAUAUGUAAUGAAAAAGAACAAAAAUGUAUUACUUGAUAAGCACACCAGUCAUAUCUCAAUCUGAAGAAUCUGCAGUAGCCUAGUCAUACUUGGCUUGACAGAAAAAGAAACCUAGUUCUGCUUCAGUGAAGAGAAGUCUGAUUCAAUUCGCUGAAUCGGUUCUUUCGAUAUGGCCUAUGUUUUUAAUGAAUCUUGUUUCAGCAGUUCUUCUGCAUCAUGUCGUAAUAACUCUAAGAACGUUUCAAUAAAACUCAUGAAAUAUA